Molecule: messenger RNA, 834 nt
Organism: Penicillium chermesinum
Lineage: Eukaryota; Fungi; Ascomycota; Eurotiomycetes; Eurotiales; Aspergillaceae
Product: mitochondrial 54S ribosomal protein bL28m
Exons: 1
Coding region: 1-834 (277 amino acids)
Cellular component (GO): mitochondrial large ribosomal subunit
Molecular function (GO): structural constituent of ribosome
Source: RefSeq, a predicted model, not a curated record
AUGGCAGGGUUCCAAUCACGGGUCGCCAUUGCUGGCCAGUUCUCUCUGGCGUCAGCUUUCCGUUCCCUUUCCUUAUCCAUUCCGAAGCGCUCCUUCUCUACAACCCCGGCACAACAGACCACCCAGCAACUCCCAGCACACGUCCCGCCCUACCCUUAUGGCCCAAGACAGUGGUACAAACAGGCGGAUACCGGUCUCUACGGAGGUGCUAGCAUUCGCUUCGGUAACAAGAUCUCCAAGGGCCGCAAUCAAGGAAAGACACGACGAAGCUGGAAACCCAACGUACGCCGGAAGAAGUUGCGAAGUGAUGCGCUCGACCAAGAUCUGUUCAUCAAGGUGACUCACCGCGCACUACGAACUAUUGAGAAGGAAGGCGGUUUGGACAACUACCUCCUGAGUGACCGACCAAGCCGCAUCAAGGAACUUGGCAUAUUCGGCUGGCACCUUCGGUGGCAGGUGAUGCAGACACCUUCAAUCCAAGAGCGAUUCAGAGAAGAGCGCAAAAAGUUAGGCAUCCCCGAACCUCUUUCAAUGGAGGAAUGGCUCAAGAGCAAAGAGGAUGAGAUCAACGCGACAGUUGAGGAGAGGCUCAAUAUCAAGGAUAUCACAAAGCCCCGUCUGAAGGGUCGUGCCGAUCCCUCUCGCUUUGCCCAGAAAAAGAAGCCUACUUAUCAAUUGGGGACGCACCAGCUGGCUGAGCUUGAGAUGGCGGCUCAGGAGCAAGCCGAACGGGAGCGGGAGGAUCGAGAAUUUGAAGAGCUAGAGCGUGAGGCACAUGAGCUGGAGCAGGCUGAGCGAGGACAGCCUGAAUCAAAGCCUACCAAGCAAGUCUAG